GCGGGCUUCCUGUGGUUUCUGGGCGCUGUUUGGUCCGCCGAACUGGUGCACAGUUUGUUUGAUUUUAAACAGUAAUGACAAACUUAAGUGUCUGCGAAGUUACUGUAGGGACUUAACUAAGCUUUAAAACUAAUCGACGCAAGUUUAUGAAGGCAAAACUCGAGUUGGAUUGGAAACGCGGUCUCUCGGCCCCCCUCUGGAGUACUGGAACAUUACAGAUGGUGUUCACCUGAAGUCUAGCCACAUUAGGCUGUCAUCCCUCUCCAUUCAAAAACAUGGCAGACGGUUUCUACAAGUUGGAGGAUGAAGCCUUCCCCAGUUUCCUCUACAAGUCACUGGACAGCACCAGUGGCCGCGCCACGCUGGGGAAUGUAACAUUGGGUUCAGGCCCAGGACUUCCAGUCGCUGCCUCUACAGUGGCUAAAAUUAGACCCGGGUCUGACAACAGAGGAGAUUCUGUUGAAGCAUCAUACCUCGAAGGGAAAGGGAUGCCGAUGGCCAAUUCACAGUCGUCUCUUGGUGAAAAGGCCAAGUUUUCCCUCGGCUUCACAGAUGACUUGGACAAUGCAGAUGACUUUAUUGCAGCCCAUCGUCUGUCAGACAUGCUGGUGAAGAUUAAUCUGAAUGAAAGUCCAACGAGAAACCAAGGGUCCAUGGUGGGGCUUCCUACCAAACAGACAGGCUCAGUCCAUGGUCGGCCCACAGAACUUGGAACAGAGCUGUCCACUGGACUUCUGACAUUUGCACAGUUUGGACAUAAGGAUAUUACAGAUGCAAAGGUCCAGUCUUUACCAACUACAGCUGAGGAGGACAAUGUGCAGAGCGAGGGAGUGGAUAGUGACCAUUUCAGCGGCAGUAACUCAAGCUUCUUGGCAAAUGAGAAGCUCAUGUCUGUGGACAGCAUGAACAGUGAUAUCACAGAUGAUGACCUUGAUUCAAACAACCUGCCUGAUGAUAAGCUGGAGCUGUAUUUCAAUAAGCUGGUCCCUCCUGCAAUGCAGAGAGGAAGAGUGGAGGGCCAGGAGAUUCCAGGCACAGGACUAUCAGGUGGUGUUGAUGACUCAUCAAACCCAAGUUCUACAGAACCAGAACAAUAUAGACACCAAUUCCUUGAUGAUUACAGUCAGGAGGACUUCCAGAUGCCUAAUGUCCGUCUGGCUGCUACUGGUAUGGACUCCUGUCCUGCCAGUGACGAGGACACUGAGGAUGAACUGGAGUCUGCCAGAAGGACCAGCAAUGCAACCAGGACACGACUGCUGCCAAGCACCUCCAGACAACUGGUUGGAGAGAGUCAUCGUCCCAGUUUCAGGCCAGGCUUAGAGGGAGGCAGUUCUGAUGAUGAGGCUUCCAGUGGUCGCGGUGGUUCAUCUCUGUCUGGUAUUGAAUACAGACGAUCUGCAGAGGGACAAGUCAUCAACCCUCCAGUCACAGGUGAUGGAGGAGGUGGGGAUGGGAGUAGUGGUAGUGAGGAAAGCGGAAAUGACGGUGGAGUUUUAACCAUCCCUCCCCCAAUGGCUAACGUCCAAACAACCUAUGAUGUCCUUCGUGGGCUGGGGAUUGUUGGUAGCAGUGCAGUUGGGGAAUAUGAGGAUGGCGAUCUGAAUACUGAGAUGGGUGACCGUUUGGGUCCUGUAGGAACAGGAGAGACCAGCUCCUCCCUGGGAGCAUCAGGGGGACCACAGAGGCUCUCUACCAGUAACUGGAGCAUGGUCCUGGACAGACAGGAGGCACUGGAUGCCAUGGAGAACACAGAGUCUGGACCAACUGUUGACAGGCUGUUAGGCUCCAUCUACCUGAAAAGUGGAGCUGGACUCAGGUGGCCUCAGAACUCAGCAAACUUGACUGCCUCCCACAUUCAAGGCACCCAGGGAAGCUUCCACCUCUCCCAGGUUUUGCUCCCAGAAUGUGAUGAGGAUGAUGAUGAAGGAGUAGAUGAGCCUGAUGGUGCUAGGCCUUUCUUGGGCCUAAGAGGUGGGCCCUGUGGUGAUGUGACUGGUGCAGAGGCUUCAGGCAGUACCAGUGAAGAUGACAACAAUCCCCUCUCCACCUCCCUGGAAGCCAAGUAUUUCUCCCAGAGCUUCCACCAGGAAGAUUUAGAUGACGGGUGGAACCAUUGCCCAGACAACCUGGAGCUUGAGUUUCAACAAGGUACCAAUGGUGUGGUUUAUCAGAAUGAAGAUGGGCAGUGGGUGACAGACCUGGCAUAUUACUCCUCCUUUGAGAAAGUACUUGAUGGGAACACCUCAGAGAAUUUGGACCAGUUUCAAACUGAGGAGUUUGUUCCUUCUGGUGAUGCUAUGGAAAAGAUUAUGAAGGAUCAGGAGGAAUUUGAGAAGGAGCACCAGUUCAUGCAGGAGGAGAAGAUUGAACCAGUCAGCAGCAGCAACACCUUUAACAGUGACUCAUCUUGGAAGAUCCCCACUGACAGCCAGGUCCUGAUGAGGGCUUCACAGGUCUCCUCAGAGUUUAAGCAGGGAGACCAAAGCUACCUGCGACUGUCUUUGGGGCAGUUUUUUGAACAACGGUCUGAGGCCCUGGGAUGUCUGGGCAGCAUUGGUGUGGAUGCAGUUAAACGGCCAUCCUUUGGCUACAUCAUUACCUCUCCAGAGAAGAGGGAACCAUUUGCCCUAAUUCAUCCCUCAGAGUUCUCAGCUAGAGAUAACUUCCCUCACAGUGACACCAUGGAACUCAGUGAAGCAGAUACAACUCUCAACCCAGAGGACUUGGAAAAAACUCUUGAGGCACUAGAUGAAAGGACAUCACCGAAAGGUGAUACAAAUCCUGAACCAUGUAAACAGGAGGACCAUGCUGUUGGAGCUGCAUUGCCCAACCACAGUGAGGGCUCUGGCUCUGAGUCAAACUUGGUUAACCAGAGUUGUGUGUCCCCCGAAAAUAAUAGCAGCCAUCUUAUGCUGAGUAUCAGCACGAUUGCUUCAGCCAUCGCUGAUGCUUCCAUUAGCACUGACCCAUCACAGCUGGCUACCAUGAUCAUGGAGCUGUCUAAGAGGAGUAGGGCGAGGAAUCGACCUGCUGUCAACUACACAAAGGAAUCACACUCUGUUGAACAUGUCCUCCCUGAACCAUAUCAGAGUGCCUUGUUGGACACGCUACAGAGCACCACCUUUGUUGGAGAGCUAAGUGCCUUUGACAUGGAGAAAUACCUGAAAAAGACUGAUGUGUCAGACAGCAGUGAUGCCUCUGUGGCACACACCACCUUUGACCUGACCAGCUGGGCUGACAACCUCAGCAGUUCUCAAAGGAACCAUCAUCCAGAACAUCCUGACGAACAGGGGAGCUCAAUUCAGCAAGUGGAUAAUGAGACUCAGCAGAAGCCCACAAGUACAAAAACUGAAGAGAUAGACAGAAGAGGAGAGACAACAUUAAAUACUAAUUCAUCUGCACUGUCCCUUUUAAAUACAUUAUCAGCAGGUGAUAAGGCUGACUCAAAAAGAAGCUCUAUUCCUCGUCCUUGUACAUCCUUCGGCUCUGCCAGAAGGUCUGUGGGAUCAGAUCGAUCUUCUACUUUCAAGCCCCCUACGGAAAAAAUAGGAGCAUCAGAUAACUAUUCUUCUUCUGUCACCAAGUCUUGUGGUUCCUCAGAUAGGAUGCAUGCAGCAAAUGGAGUAAAGAUAGCAGAACUGAACCCACAAGCCCCAAACACCACUGGGUCUUCCUUAGAAACAUCACAAAAACGGGAUAAAAACAAUGCUGGCUUGACAAGACCUCCACCAGGGAAUGGGCAGUCAGGCCAGUCAGGCCCUCAGACACAGUCCGGUAAGAGUGCAGGCCAGCAGCAGCAGCAGGACAGACCCAGUAAUUCUCCAGAGACAAAAUCACCACCCAGGAAUAUCAUGGCUUCUCCACUACCUAAUAGCUCUGUGGAGAAACUUGUUGGCCACCCCCAGCCUUUACGAUACCCUUCAUCUGAACUGCAGAAAGGUUUUUCUGAGCCCUGUGUGGAGGAGACACAGUGCCACUUCAGACCGUCCACCUCCCCACUUACUCACUCCUCUCCAAGUCAGACCUCCAUUCAAAAUGCAGAUUGCAUGGUGUCACCAGCGUCAUCCAGUGGAGGUCUGGCAGACAGACGUCCAUGUGUUGAGCUCUCUCCUCAGUCUACCUGCUCAAGCCCCAGUCUCAGCAGGCUAACAUACAUCUCAAUGAAUGAUGGUACUGUUGUACCUACACCUGAGAGACAAAAGAAUAAUUGCACUAUGGCACUGAGUACCACCAUCAUCAGAUUUAGUCCAACCCCACCUGUGGAACCAGACGCACUGUCUAACCUCGACAUUCUUGGCCUUACCAAAAGUCUGGACCAGAUUCAACCGCAGCAUUCUAAAAGUCUGGACCCACUACCAGUACAGCAGUGUAAAAGCUCAGAGCCCUCACGCAGUGGCUCAGCUCUGAGCUGUACUCGCAGCCAGAGUGAAUGUCACUACCACUGCCCUGGGGACAGAACUGGAGAUCUUUCAGCAGGUUGCAGGAGCACCAAACACCUCUCUGACUCCAAUGUAAGACAGCUUACUAAGGUGGACUCAGGCUAUUGCAGUAAUCUCAACAUUCAGCAAGCUAACAACACUGUAGCUCCUCAGAGCUCUCAGCAGUGGGGAGGUGCUAGCUCAGUGUCAUCAUCUGUGUAUGCUGGUGGCCUUGGCCUGCCUCCAUCCUACUCAUCAGAGGGACUUCACUAUGUGCCUAUUCCCAGCUUUAAGCCCCAGUGUGGCGGCUUGAUUGACCUUCCACAGCAGGGAGAUAUGCAGUCCCUUCUCACUGGACGCUCGCUCUUCAACUCCCAGCUGGCCCAUCAGUAUUUGGCACCUGAAGCUCUAUUACAUCCUGCUUCUUAUCAUGUGGGAGCAUCAGGAAACAGUCUCUUCAGUAUGUCAUCGACAGGCAUACCCAACAGUGAUCUCACGGUGAGACACAUCCAUCCCACGUCAGGUUCUCUGGGGAUUUCUGGGGCUGCCGGGUCCCAUCAUCUCCCUCAACCACAUCAGAGCCAGCAGGAAAUGGGAAUGAUGGGAAAACCCUUCAGCCAGUAUGGUGCAGAGCCACUGAUGGCAGGCCAAGUGGUAGUACCAGAAGAGUUGCGGUUCCCUCACUCCUGCUGUGUAGGCAUCGCCUCACAGACCUCCCUCAGCCUCUUCAACCCCUCUGAGAGAUGGCAGCAAGUAUCAAUCAGAAUCACCAGCCUAGCUAUUGAUGGAGAGAAGGUGGACAGCUUGCCAUACCAGUGGCUUAUAAUGAAGAACAAGACAAUCAUUGGUCCAAAGACAACAGAGGACCAGAAGCUGAUCUUCAUACCUCCACAAGCUGGUGUCUACCAGUUUGUCCUCAGUGUUUGCUCCUGGGCUGCAUCUUCUGAGACUGAGGUUGCUGCCAGGGCCAGUAUGUUUGCUAAAAGGGUGGUGUUGGUUGCCAUAGCAGAGAAUCCUGCACUAGAGGUUGAAGUAGGCAAAUCUGGCUGUCUGGAUUUUGGAGACCUUCCAGUAGGCAGCGCCAAAUCAAUUCCCCUUACACUGAUCAACAAGACUCAUGCAACAGUGCCCAUCCGGCUGGUCAUCAGUGCAAACCCUACAGCAUGGCGAUGCUUCACUUUCUCCAAGCACCCUGUUACUAUGACAUCUGAGGCAACACAGGAGGCUGGACCCGUUACCCAGGUUUCUUCUCCUUCAGUGAUGAAUCACGUGAUGCAUGCCAGCUACGGAGAGAAUCCACAGAGCUUCACAGUCUGGGUUCACUUCAAGGCUCCACAAAAAUACACAGCUUCUUCAGGAGAGCUUGGUGUGGCAGAUGAGUACAGUGCUCGGGUGGAUAUUGAAGUGGACUCCCCUGGUCAGAGUCAUGUGAUAAGGACAAUUUCCCUCAGAGCCAGGUCUGGAACUGCAAGGGUCCAUGCUCCUAAAGACCUGCAGACUGUCAGCCUGUCUGCUCCACUGGGUAAAUCUAGUCAACAGAUGCUGCCAUUAAAGAAUGCGGGAAACAUUGACGUGCAGCUAAAACUCAAGCACAGUGAUGCUGAGGACAGUUUCUCUGUGACACCGGAUGAACUUUCACUGAGAGUAGGCGAGGAGCAAAGCAUCAUGGUCUCCUUCAAGGCGCAGGGCAGCAGGAAAUAUCGAGAAAGCCUUCUCACCAUCCUGGUGCUGCCAUCAGGUCCUCAGUAUGAGGUAUCCCUAAAAGGAGAAAUUGUCCCAGAAGACUCUGGGAAUCCUGCCAAUCCCCCUGCUGCUGUCUUUGGUGCUGGUGUGGCCAGUGACAUUCCACCAAUUCUGUCUAAUAAACAGUUCGUGGCCUGGGGAGGGGUCACUCUGGGACGAGCUAUCCAACAGAAGCUGGUUCUCCGGAACAACUCGACCAAUGCCACACAGCAGCUGCGGCUGCUCAUUCGUGGUCAAGACCAGGACUGUUUCCAGCUUCAGAGUAUGUUCAGCCCUGAGGAGCGUCUGACCCGGCAUGGGGAGCUGUCAAUUCGUCCCAGAGAGGAUGUGACUGUCCACCUACUCUUUGCUCCCACCAGGGUGGCCUGCAUGUUGGCCAAGCUGGAGAUCAAACAGUCUGGAGUCCGACCUUCACAGCCAGGGGUCAAAUUCACUAUUCCACUGUCGGGCUACGGUGGGACCAGCAACAUAAUCCUGGAAGACCAGAGGAAACAGGCUGAUGGCUAUGUAGCAAAAAUGACAGACAUCGCAGUUGGUUGCGUCAGCAAAGUUUGUUUGUGUGUGAGAAACACAGGCUCCAGAGCCGCUUUCAUCAAAGCCAUGGCCUUCUCUGAUGUACAGACACGAUUGGUUAUGGAACAGUCUGUCAUCAGCCUCGCGCCAUCACAGUUUGUACUGAAAGAAAGGACACAAGAGGUGAUCACUGUGCUUAUGAAGUCCACCCAAAGAGAACAAAACCUGUGUCAGUCUGUCAAUGCACUGCUGGCUACUGUAUGUCUGUUUUGUGGAGAUGAGGUGUCCAGGCAGCAAUAUAGGAGAUUGCUUAAGAGCAAACCGGUGGCUUCGCGGAGAGCUCUGUCUGAGAACAGUCUGCUGAAAAACAUCAACUUUAAUGAGAAGUUCCUGGGCGAAGAAGCCAUUACAGAGCCCUACGACCUGCCCCCGCGUCCCAAUGAAGCUCACAUCUUCUAUGGAAACAUGAGCAAGAUAGUAGUGUCAUUGCUGGGAAGUACAAAGAGCUCAGACUGUGAGCAGGGCAACCACACUGAAAUGCCGCUGCCCCCUGCUAGACACUGUUCAGACACAGACAGUGUUAUGCCAAAUGUCAAUGUGACUCUGGACGUGUUGCCGGUAAAAGGUCCCCAAGGUCCAGCACUGAGAGUGACAGAGGCCUCCUUAAAGGCCUCAGAGCCACACCAGCAGUCUGAGUCUUGGACCAUCCAUCCGCAACAACUUGUCCUCGCAGCUCCCACCAUCAAUGGUGAAGCCACGACUACUCAGGUUCAGAUUCGGAACAACACGUCCAGAGAGUUGAGCUUCGAUUUGUCCUGGCCUGCUCACUGCUUGACCAUCACCCCUCAGCAUGGAGUUAUCGAGCCUCAGUGCCACCUGCAGAUUUUGAUCAGUCCCAACCCUUCACUGGCAUCUAAAUCUGCCCUGCUACCAUGGAGUGGACAGAUUUACGUCCAGUGUGACAGUCAACAGAAGUUUAUUAAGGUCCAUAUCCGUCGGGACCUGGCUCUGGAUGUAUCUGCGGCUCCGGCAGACACAACUUUAUCAGCCCUGCCUCCUCAAGCUGCCACUCCUGUGCUGCCUGCCGCAAGGCUUAACAGCAAGACCUUGCUACCCCCGCAGACCCCACAGCCACCUCAAGCCCUGGUGGAGAUUAGCAACAAGACCAUCCACUUCCUCACCACUCCCUCAGGGGAAACAUCAGAGGCCCAGCUGGAGGUGCAGAAUAAGGAAUUGGAAGUGAGGUGGUACCUGUCAUCAUUUGCUCCCCCAUAUGUAAAGGGAGUUGACAACACUGGAGAUGUUUACCGGGCCACUUACACUGCUUUCAGAUGCUCCAAGGUCUCUGGCACACUGGGAGCCCAUGAGAAGAUGGAGGUGCCUAUAACAUUCCUGCCCAGGGACAGAGGGGACUAUGCCCAGUUUUGGGACUUGGAGUGCCAUCCUGUGUCUGAGCCACAGCAGAAAACCAGAAUCCGCUUCCAACUCUGUGGCACUGGAUCAAAGUGUGGACCAGUGGAAGGACCACAGGAUGGAGAAUGCUCUCUGGUGAAGACAGAGGCCACAGUCAAGAUCAGGAAGAGAGCCGAUGCCUCAGCUGGCAAAACCAGCCAGGAGGAGGCUGUGCGGAGGGGUGUGUAUUCUCCACAGGACCUCUACACCUUCCCAGCCACAAGGUUGGGUGAGUCCAGCACUCUGAAGGUCAACAUCCGCAACAACUCAUCCGACACUCAUGAGCUGAAAUUUGUAAACCCUAGGGAGCCCUUCCACAUCAAGCAUUCCAAAUAUUCCCUGAGAUCUCAGCAUUAUUUGAAGCUACCUGUCCAGUUCAAACCUAGUUCUGCUGGCAGACAGGCUGGUUUGCUGCUCAUUCAGUCAGAAACAAGUGGAAGUCUUGUUAUUCAGCUGACCGGUGAGGCAGUACCUUGAUUUCACCAUGUACCAUCCUACGCCACCUUCUCAUGAUGACGGAUUUAUGGUGGAUGCUGUUCUCUGUACUCUUCAUCAUGGGACAGAAGAGAGCAGCAGAGAGGAAAAGGCAAACUGCUAAGGAUCAAAUGGAAGCAGCGCUGUACUUAAAUCCAUCCUCAUUGUAUUCAGAGAGGUAGACUGUAGCUGAUGAAAUGGAGAUGACUGAGACUCGACUACCAACACGGCCCUUUGUGCCUCUGGAGGUGGCACAGGUGUCCUCAGCUGGCCCAUGAAAAAUGACUGUGCCUGAAGCUGAAUGAUUUGGUCUGACUGCCUCACAAUUAGUCCACCCCACUCUGGCAUUUCAAAGAGCUAAUGAUUUUUGUCACUUUACUUUGGAACUGGUAUUUGCCUCGUCCCUGAGUCAUAUCACAAGGCAGCGUUGUUGUUGCCAUGGCCUCUGUGAGACAGGACCAGUUGAGAUACCUUGAGGAUUACUUUGAGUUGGUCACACAGGAAUGUGUUUGUCUCUUGUUUGGUUGUUGGGAACAUGGCUGCAGGGAUUCUUUUUUUUAGCCAACCCGUCAAAAUCUGAAAAGGAGGCCUGCACGUAAUGUUUUUUUGUUUUUUCAAAGUAGUUUGUUAUAAACUUGUGAUUGUUGCAAGACCACAGCAUAUUUAAGGCUUCAGGGUUUUGUUUAGGUUUUUUGUUGUUGUUUUGAGGGGGGGUUUCUUUUAAAAAUAACUUUAACAAUCCUCAGAUUAGUCCGUCUUCAUUUCAUAAAAUGGUCCUAAUCUUCUGUACUGGUGUGUUUUCCAUGUAAAUUGCUUCUCAUCAUGCAGAGCCCACCUGCACAGUGGCCUUUGUCAGCACCAUGUGUUGACUGCCCAGCAACCUCCAAGACCCGUUCCAAACAGUCCAGAUGUACUUAAUUUAGUCCUGAUCAGGGCAUUAGGAUGGUUAAUGAUUGUUAUUAGAUGCUCAAAGAGUUUCCUCCGGUGGGGAUUUUGUUCGGCAGCUUGCCAGGCCUGCUUAGUAUGGUUACCAUGGCAAAACAGUCUUAAUCACUGUUCCAGUCACAGAAAAUUAGCUUCCCAUUUCCUCUUUUGGCUCUGGGGCAAAUGGCCAAUAUUGCCAGGGGGUGUUGGAUUCACAUCCAUAAUCAGCUUUGGGAGUGGAAUGGCAUAGGGAAAUGUACACAAACUUCAUCAAGGAUUUGUUUUUAAGUGAUAAGAUGCCACACAUUGUGACAACACUUUUGAAAAGAAUAACACUAGUGUGAAAAUCACUCGCCUGCUUGUAGAGCAAGCUGGAUAUACAGUAUGAUUAUAUGAAGGCAAUGCAUUGUCACAGGCUGCCCUCGACAUGCCCUGACAGCAACCCACCUGAUAUAUUUUGGUUUACAGUUUGCACAUACUUUAAAUAGUACAUAAUGUAAUAUAUUGUUGUCUGUACACAUUUUAAAUAAAGUUUUUUUGUGAUAAAUA
Messenger RNA from Acanthopagrus latus (yellowfin seabream), 10073 nucleotides. It is a transcript of the gene cep192, whose product is annotated as centrosomal protein 192. Gene Ontology annotation, biological process: centrosome-templated microtubule nucleation; protein localization to centrosome; mitotic spindle assembly. NCBI's taxonomy places the organism in Eukaryota, Metazoa, Chordata, Actinopteri, Spariformes, Sparidae. Gene Ontology annotation, cellular component: cytoplasm; centriole; pericentriolar material. Gene Ontology annotation, molecular function: protein kinase binding. The transcript is spliced from 52 exons. Bases 276 to 8603 code for a protein of 2775 amino acids. The record is from RefSeq and is a predicted model, not a curated record.